Messenger RNA from Phytophthora sojae, 708 nucleotides. RefSeq lists its product as hypothetical. The record is from RefSeq and is a predicted model, not a curated record. The transcript has a single exon. Lineage: Eukaryota; Oomycota; Peronosporomycetes; Peronosporales; Peronosporaceae. The coding region runs from base 1 to 708 and encodes 235 amino acids.
AUGGUGAUGGUGCUGGCGCUCGUGCGGACCGCCGCCAAGCGCGUGGGCCGCGUGCCGCAGCUUCAGACCGUGCAGGGCGCGCGCAGCUUCGCGUUCCGCACGCGCCGCAACGACGAAGACGACGACUCGUUCCGCGGCCGCCGGCGCCGCAACCCGGAGGACUACGAGCCCAAGGCCGCGGACGAGGACACGGGCGACCUGUACGACCCGUACCGCGAGUACAUGGAGACGACGGGCGAGCGCGGCUACCGGGAGUUCAACCCGGACAACGUGGACAGCCAGGAUUUCCACCGCGAGUGGGAGGAGCCCGCCGCCAUGAUGGAGGACAAGUCGUGGCCCGCCACCACGGGCACGGACCUGUUCUCGGACCUGCUCAACAUCCCGAGCGAGCCGCCGAGCGGAGAGAAGCUGGACAAGAUCCUGAAGGAGUCCUUCGCCCGCAUGGGCCACACGGGCAACAUCAACGACGUCAAGCUGCCCGAGAUGGACGUGGAGAUCCCCGCCGACCACCCGGACAAGGAGGCGCUGGAGAUCAUGAAGCUUUCCAUGAUGAACAACGGCCGCCUCAAGAUGGACGACAAGAACGACCUGCUCAAGUCCAUCAUCGACGAGCUCAACCACCUGCGCAACGACAAGACCACGCUCUUCAAGGGCCUCGACAACAAGGACGAGGAGGAGAAGAGCAAGAAGAAGUCCAAGAACAACUAA